Messenger RNA from Trypanosoma grayi, 381 nucleotides. RefSeq lists its product as hypothetical. The record is from RefSeq and is a predicted model, not a curated record. The annotation marks the transcript as partial. Lineage: Eukaryota; Euglenozoa; Kinetoplastea; Trypanosomatida; Trypanosomatidae. The transcript has a single exon.
GCGACGUGGCGCUGGAGAGCUCCGCGCGGCGCCCACCACUGGCGGCCCCGCCGGUGCCCGCUGCACAGGACCCACCGCCGUGGUUUGCAUUUGACGACGAGGAGCAGAUGGAGGCUGUCGAGGAGAUAGUAGAAGCCGAAGAUGACAGCGUCGCGGCAGCGGCUCUGCCGUCCGACACGGUGGAGGACGUUGAAGUGGAGACGCACAGCGCUGUGGGGUCUGUUGUGCCGCUUUCAGCGGGGGAGAGUGAGCAGCCGGCGGAGGCGGAGAAACAGGUAGCAAGUGAGGAAGCGGAAAGGAUGGAACAACUGCCACUACUAUGUGAAGACGAAGAGACGGAACACCUACCGCUACACGAGGAAGACGAAGAGACGGAACACC